GCAGGAAGGACGCGCGGACGGAAGGAGGAGCGGCGCCGAGCCGGAAGGCGGGAGGCGCGUCCGUUGGGCCCGCGGCGCGGCCGGCCAGCCGCCUCGUCGCUCGGGCGGGAGCGGGGCCCGCGCCUCCUCCCCGGCGCCGCGGGGAGGAAGAUGGAGACGCACAUCUCGUGCCUGUUCCCCGAGCUGCUGGCCAUGAUCUUCGGCUACCUGGACGUGCGCGACAAGGGGCGCGCGGCGCAGGUGUGCACGGCCUGGCGGGACGCCGCCUACCACAAGUCGGUGUGGCGGGGGGUGGAGGCCAAGCUGCACCUGCGCCGGGCCAACCCGUCGCUGUUCCCCAGCCUGCAGGCCCGGGGCAUCCGCCGGGUGCAGAUCCUGAGCCUGCGCCGCAGCCUCAGCUACGUGAUCCAGGGCAUGGCCAACAUCGAGAGCCUCAACCUCAGCGGCUGCUACAACCUCACCGACAACGGACUGGGCCACGCGUUCGUGCAGGAGAUCGGCUCACUGCGCGCCCUCAACCUGAGCCUCUGCAAGCAGAUCACCGAUAGCAGCCUGGGCCGCAUAGCCCAGUACCUCAAGGGCCUGGAGGUGCUGGAGCUGGGCGGCUGCAGCAACAUCACCAACACCGGCCUCCUGCUCAUCGCCUGGGGCCUGCAGCGCCUCAAGAGCCUUAAUCUCCGCAGCUGCCGCCACCUCUCGGACGUGGGCAUCGGGCACCUGGCCGGCAUGACGCGCAGCGCGGCCGAGGGCUGCCUGGGCCUGGAGCAGCUCACGCUGCAGGACUGCCAGAAGCUCACGGAUCUGUCUCUGAAGCACAUCUCCCGGGGGCUGACGGGCCUGAGGCUCCUCAACCUCAGCUUCUGCGGAGGCAUCUCGGACGCAGGCCUCCUGCACCUGUCGCACAUGGGCAGCCUGCGCAGCCUUAACCUGCGCUCCUGCGACAACAUCAGUGACACGGGCAUCAUGCAUCUGGCCAUGGGCAGCCUGCGCCUCUCGGGGCUGGAUGUGUCCUUCUGCGACAAGGUGGGGGACCAGAGCCUGGCUUACAUAGCGCAGGGGCUGGACGGCCUCAAGUCCCUGUCCCUCUGCUCCUGCCACAUCAGCGACGAUGGCAUCAACCGCAUGGUGCGGCAGAUGCACGGGCUGCGCACACUCAACAUCGGGCAGUGUGUGCGCAUCACGGACAAGGGCCUGGAGCUGAUCGCCGAGCACCUGAGCCAGCUCACCGGCAUCGACCUGUACGGCUGCACCCGCAUCACCAAGCGCGGCCUGGAGCGCAUCACGCAGCUGCCCUGCCUCAAGGUACUCAACCUGGGCCUCUGGCAGAUGACGGACAGUGAGAAGGUCAGGGGUGGCUCUGACGUGGCCUGGUGGAGCCGCCUGUACCACCUGGAGCACUGGGUACCAUGGACAAAGCCGCUCCUCCCGUCUAGGGCAAGAGGAAGUCGGCACGAGAGCACAAGACGGGGUACGUUGACAUCCCCCGCAAACAAAAUCCAAGUGGAAUUCCUCCAUCUCCUGUUUGUUAACCCAGGAAAGUGCACAUAUUUUCUUAAAAGAAGACUUCGGUUUUUUAUUAUCUCAUCACUCUUCCACUUUGUGUAAAGGACAAAUGCCCCACGUCCUGUGCGUUCGCUUUCAUCCGUGAGAGUGGACAGCACCCCGGGCGCGCAGGCGGCAUGUGGAUGCGGCCCGCGGACGCACGGAGUCUCGACCGUGUUUGGCUUCCCUGUCUCCGGAUUUGUGUUUCCCCAAAGCUGGUGGAUUCGGGACAUUUAAUUUUAUAAACGGGGAAAGAGGCUUGACGAGGGUGAGAGACUGUGCCCGGGUGGCCGCCCCAGGCUUUACCCAUCACCGGGGAGGCCGGUCCCCGGCACGAGGGAGCCGGGGGUCCUUGCCUGCGCUGCUGUCAAGCAGCACCCGACCCCCUGCUUCUGAAGAGAGCCGAGCUACAGCACGUUAUUUUCAUCUGGAGUAAACACCCCGAAUGCUGAAAGUUACUGUUAUGAUUUAAUAAGCAUUACUUAUGCAAACUCAGACGUGUACGUUACUUAUGCAAACCCCUUUUUCAAGGAGCCGGAAAGCUAGUGUGAGGAGUCGGUAAAUGGGCUUAGGGUACCGGGUGGCCCGAGUACGAGUGAGGGUCCAGUCGGUCCCCUGUCGUCCUCAAGCACCUGGGCCAGCUCUCCAGCACUGCUCCGUCAUGAACGGUGACAGACGGACGACGCAAACGCCUCCGUGCUGAGAAGUCACAACUCCACAGGCCCGGGGUUGCCUGUCACAAAGGGGAACUCAGCUGUGGGAGCACGAGGUGUUUUCUCAUCACUCAAGGAUAAAACGUCCUGACUUUACAGAUGUUUUACCUACAAAUCCCUCCUGUCCCGAAAGAGUAAAAGGGUCUAGUCUAGUGUGUUCACAUCAGCACCGCUUCUGAUCCCUGCUCUCUGGGGGAUGUAACCCGCCCUCCAGAGGCUCAGGCCCACUCAUGGCACCAGCAGUGACCCCCUGCCAGAUCAGGGCCUGAGCGACAGGAACGGCACAGACACAGAGGGGCAAGAGCCCAGUCCAGAUUCAUUUCUUAUAAAUAGUGUGGAAUUGCUCCACAUGGUUUGGAAAGCAUUGUUUUCCUCAUCUAAAAAGAUGAUGCAAAUAUUUACUACAAAUGUUUGUUUGUGAUAGUGUUUCUCCUUAGGAAAGGUUUACCCCAAACUGGCAUUUUUAUGCACACGCUUGUGUACGUUUGCGUAGGCAUAACUACCGGCUUCCAUUUUGCUUUUUGAGAAGUGGGCUCUAAAUAGAGAGGAACCCCCAAAACUAGUCCUCUUAUUCCUUAGAAUCUUCAAUAAAAUCACCGAGGCCAAAGCUGGACAGAUGGGUGAAAUAAGGGAGGAACUGGAACAGUUAAACCCCUCAAAUUCUCAGCCUUCUUAGAUGGAAGAUACACUAACCAGGGCCUUCCAUUUUUACCUCAGUGUUUUAAACCUUAGCUUUCUAGCUUCAAAGCCCACUGCUAUGAACUACCAAAAAGAAAAAGAAAAAAGGCCAGUAGGUGUGCCUUGAGCAAACUAUAUGAAAAUACAGCAUUAAAGGGACAACUCCGAGCUCUUCUAGUUCAUUUCGAAUGCACAAAAUUUAGCGUCUUUCAGGGAUCUACGGACGGCCAGGUUCUGCGGCCUGAACGUUGUGGAGCUCCCAGGGCAGCUUCCUGACAUAGCGGGCAGAGAAGCUCUUGGGGUUUUCUGAGCCUGGACUGGAUAGACGACUGGCCUUCCCGGCCUCCCUGACGUCCAGACGGCUAGCCAUUGUGCUCCGAGUCAAAGGGCGACAGGACGUGACCCAUAGCAAGACAGCUGGCCUGUCCUUUCCCCACACACAAGGGUCUAAUGCUGAACGGAAUCACAGGAGGACCCGCGGAAAUUCACUCCGGUAGAGCAGGGCACAGGGUUUCGCAGUGACAGCCUCACCCCUGCUUGCGCCGGAAGCUAAACUGCGUCUCUGUAAGUUAGGAGACAGGUCGCACGGCACCUCGUGAAAGGCAGGGGUGGAAAGUCAAUCUUGCCUCUUGCUGCGUUGUUCCUCGACCUUCCCAUCCCCCGCAAACCCUCUCCCACCUUCUCCCACCCAUUCACCCUCCCUGCGGGGGUGCAGCCCUGCGUCGUGGCCACACCAGUGUCGGAGGCGGGCGUCUGACCUCGUGCUUUCCUUUACCCCAAGUGCACUAAGACGAUUUUAGGAUCCACUGUGGGGCAGAAAAGUAAAGUACGGGUCAUGCAAAACUCCACGUAUUUUUCCACGUGGAAAGACGGACUGUCUUUAUCCACGGCGCCUGCUGCCUCCAAGACCCGUCAGCAGGUGGCAGCAUUGCCUGUGAGCUGGAUGCCCUCCGGCAGGUGCCCCCGGUCGCCUCCCCACAAAGACCUUCCCGGUGUGAGUGAGAGCUGGCGAGACAAUCUCACGUCGCCAAGAAGAUGAAAUGGAAUUUGUAAGUACCGGUGGCAUCAGGGACCCCGGUGCUGGGAACCUCGGUUUGGGAGCAGGUAUCAGGUGCGCCUUCGGGACGGUCCCCUGAUGUAGCUAUAGCAGGAAUCAGACAUCAACCCCCAACUUUUCUUUAAGACCAUCUCAUACAGACCCUGCUGCCAUAUUCGGGGAGUCCGGGAGAACAACCUGGGAAACAGUUUACACUCAUACAUGGAAAUAUGCAUUUUAACAGGAGGAGCAAAAGUGCUGGCUUUUUUUUUUUAUCACACACACACACACACACACACACACACACACAAAGAUAUUAAAGUAUUUUUAGGAGUAUCAAUUUUUAGUUUUUUAUUAUCAACAUGAGUAUCUUCUAAAGGGGCCCACGAAAGUGAGAAUGUUUAAGAGCCCUGAUAAAGCAGAGAGGUUGCUCACAUACCUCAAUUCCUCCCCUGGCAAACAGACAUUAGCAACGGGAAGCAGAAACGAAGAGAAGGAGAAAGAACUUCUGAGCCAACGUGGCCAGAUUCCGGAAAAUGCCACAGCGAGGGACAGGCUGGGGUCUCCUGCCCUCUUGGCCCCGGGGAAUGAAAGCAAGGACCUGAAGGGCAGUUGGUGCAGACGUGGAACAGAAGUGUGGACGGUGGGGGUGGCCGUGUCCCGUGGCUGCUCCUGCCACGCCGUGCCAUCCCAGUGAGGCUCGCCACCAGCACGGGGACACAAAGGUCGUUUCUGGUAAGAAAAUGGGAGAAGAGAAGGGAGAAGCUUCUGGAACUCAGGGCCCAGCACGAAGCAGAUCACCGCUCCUGCCAGCAACCAAGAAGGUCGUAGGAAACCAGAAAACCUCCCGGCAGCUUCGUGGACUCCCAGGCUGAAAUACACUUGUCAGUGACACACAGGACGAAGACAGAUUCAGGGAAACGACCCGGAUAAAGAAAACGGGUGGCAGAGGCGAGCAGAGCGGACACGGAUCGCUCGCGUCAGGCGGAGGGGGCCGUGGCGAUGAACAGAGGCCAGGUGAGGUGAGUGCAGGGGAGGCCAACGGCCAGCAGGCCCGGCCGGUCCCCCGGAGGAGCUGGGAGGGGUGCUUGGGGCCACCAUGUCCGGGAGCAGCGUCCCUGGGCUGCCAGGUGACACCCCCUGUGUCGUGAGGGCCCCCGGCCUGGACCCUGUCCCUCAGUCCUCAGGAGUCGGGCCUCUGGCUCUGUCCCGGCCAGCACCCGAGUCACCCCAAGGAGACAGCUUGUGUUUUAGGUUACGCCCCCAGCCCCGGCCCCAGAGGCCCCGGCGCGGUGAGCGAAGCCAGGCGGCCAGCACCGCACGUGCACACACCCCUCACCUUCCUCUGUCCGCUCCGUCCUCCCCACAAAAGUACAGGGGCCACGCGGCCAUCACCGGCCCUCUGAGGCGGUCCGGCCGGGCCACCCGGUCCCUGAGUCCACGGAGACCACGACGGGGGUGCAAGCUGGCCUGCGCCGGGAGCCAGGCACGCGGUGGGCGCGACCCGGAGCGGACAGGCCCCUCCGUGCAGGCCCCAAGCCCCUGACCCGGCGCCUCGUGCCUGAUGCCGGGAGGGAAAGCCCCACGAGCACCCCACGCCUGGGGGGCCCCGCGCCCUCGGCCGCUCCUGCCUUUGCACCUGCCGUGAACUCGCGGGGCCGCUGAGGCCCUGUGGGCGAGUGGCCGCCGACACCUUCCCGCCUUCCCAGAGCCCAGACGGGCCCGGCUGGCGCUAAUCCACCCGCCGCGCAGCUCAGCAGCUCCGCUCCCCUAAGCCCCUGAUAACGGUUUUACUAAAAUCCUCUUUUGAUGGAAAAAAAUCCCAGCUGGACGUUUCAGGCCUCGCACAAUGUACAGGCCUGCGGGUCCCUUUCCCACCUCACAAAGGCCUCUAAUCAAGUGGAAAAUGUGCUGGAGGCCAGAGGUUGGGUCUGCAAUUAUUUUUUAAGGGAUUACGGAGAAGAAUAGGGGCAACGAGGCCCUCCCCCGCUUUGUUUUCCAUUUGUUCCUGCCCGACAUGCUUGCGGCUGGGGGAAGCCACCCAGAUCUCCGCACACCAGGCCUCACCUCUCCCUGCCCCAUGGAAGGAUGGCAUCUCUGAACACCGCCGCUUCAGGAAGAUUGAGAGAGUCUGGAAGCAACAUGCAGGCCCUAUUCUGACCCCGUUUAAGCCCCUAUUUAUAAAACCACUAUGGAGCGGGCUCCCGUGUGUGGGGAGAGCCCUCAUUCAUUAACCUCUGACCCCGCUCUGUAUGCAGAGGGGAGGGUCCAUACGCUGCUGGGGCCGGGAGCAUUCACUGGGGCUUCCCAGGCUUUGGAGGGCAAGAGGUCGUGUUCCCAAUGUCGCCAGAUCCCCUCCUCCUUAUUUAUAUACACUGACCCUUCCCUCACGCUGAGCAAAUAUCCAGGAAACUCCUAAGGCAAAACACGGAUAAAAGUACAAGACACCAACCAUCUUUAUCAGCCUAUUUGGAAUCUUCGUUUAAAAAUGCACACUACAGAAGGGAGUUUGUCUUCCCUGCACGUCGGGAAGGACCUUUCCUGACGUCAUUCGUGCAGGAACGUUCAUUAAAGAUGGAGUGAUAAAAGGUGAACAUCUCAGGUCGGCCCUCUGUUCUCAUGCUUCUAUACCAGCUGGUCAGCGCUGUAUGCAGAUCCCCAGUAAAAAAAGACAUGAUCGCACAUUCCUAAACUCAUUCUGGGAUGAUCAGGGAUGAGGCUGUUUGGCUCUGAAAGUCAGAGGUCAGCGUAUAUUUCAAAACAAAUACCAGGCUGAGUGAUAAUCUUCAGGUCCUUUCUUCCAAGUCCCUAAAAUGAAAGCAACUGCCAAAAGCAAAACAAUAACCUCUGGCCUAUUUUCAUCAGUAUUUAUGACUUACUGACAUG
Messenger RNA from Physeter macrocephalus (sperm whale), 6855 nucleotides. It is a transcript of the gene FBXL14, whose product is annotated as F-box and leucine rich repeat protein 14. NCBI's taxonomy places the organism in Eukaryota, Metazoa, Chordata, Mammalia, Artiodactyla, Physeteridae. Bases 151 to 1605 code for a protein of 484 amino acids. The record is from RefSeq and is a predicted model, not a curated record. Gene Ontology annotation, biological process: SCF-dependent proteasomal ubiquitin-dependent protein catabolic process. Gene Ontology annotation, cellular component: cytoplasm; SCF ubiquitin ligase complex. The transcript has 2 exons. Gene Ontology annotation, molecular function: protein binding.